AUGGAGAACGUGCGACAAGUCCAAACGGUCGUGGAAGCCUUGGUGGAAGACAAUGCGUUGCUCCAAGAAGAGACAAACAAGGCGAGGAAGAGUUUGACAAUUCAGCUAGGUGACAAUGUGGCGCUGCGGGUCGAAAAGGAAGCCGCCAAGGAAGCGCUUUCCAAAAGCAAGCAGAAGCGGAAAAAGCUGGCGGACAAGUUGCUUCAGAAGGAAACCAAGAUGCGACAGGAAAAGCUGUGGGCACUUCGAUUAGAAGACAGACUGGGAGAAAUGGAAACAGAGCUGGAUAUGUAUCGCGGUAGAGCAAGAAUUCUGGGAGAGAGAUUAGAAAAGAAGCAAAAGGCACUGGAAGACAAGGAGACAGCACUGGAAUCAGAACAACUCAAAACGAGAUCAUUGGAGGAACAACUAGAAGCAAUGAGCUUGGAGCUCCAACAAGAGAAAGAGUCCGCUCAAGCACGGCUCGACCAGAAAGAGGAAGAACUGCAAAAGGAAAGGGCGUGGAAUCAGGCUCUCCAAAGAAAACUACAAGAACUCAGAAACUGGGCUCGAAAUAGUCCACUCGGAGACCUACUCGAGAUGGGACGCUCCAGUGUGGGGUCGACCAACAUUAUGAACACUGUGCAACAGUGA
Molecule: messenger RNA, 633 nt
Organism: Seminavis robusta
Lineage: Eukaryota; Bacillariophyta; Bacillariophyceae; Naviculales; Naviculaceae
Source: the annotation of a GenBank genome assembly